AGACGAGAGACACUGUAAAAAAAUUCUUCCUUUUGACCCGAACUCUCGUUUGUGCGUGCUCCAAUCUCUUAAACAACAUGGCAAAGUCUAUGAUUCUUGUCCUCUUGGCGUGCCUUGUAGCCGCAGCAGUUUCUUCAAAAGUGGAUUUCAAAGAUUGCUCUGGUGGAAAAGGUGAAGGAGAGAUUGUAGAACUUGACAUUUCCCCUUGUCCCACUCAGCCAUGCACCUUACAUAAAGGCACCACCGUCAGUGUCAAUAUCACAUUUGUUCCGCAUGUCACUCUAGAUUCUGGCAAAGCUAUUGUACAUGGAGUGAUUGCCGGAAUCCCUGUUCCCUUUCCUCUACCUAAUGCGGAUGUUUGUAAAAAUUCUGGCCUGAAGUGCCCUCUUGAGCCUGGAACCAAGUAUGUCUACCAGAGUUCUCUGGAAGUGAAGACAAUGUACCCCUCUCUCAAGCUUGUUGUCAGGUGGGAAAUUCAGGAUAACAAGAAUAAAGAUGUUCUUUGUUUUGAGAUCCCUACACAAAUUGCUUAAACCUCAUAUUGAUUGGGAUGAGUGCACUUCCACGCCUAUUGGAUGAGACUUGAUUGUCAGAAGUAAUGAUUAAUAUUACUUAUGUGAAUAUUUUAUAUAAAAUUAAAAAGAGAGAAAAUUUUAUAAUAAAACAUAAUGGUCACA
Nematostella vectensis (starlet sea anemone) is the source of this 677-nucleotide messenger RNA. RefSeq names its product NPC intracellular cholesterol transporter 2. Lineage: Eukaryota; Metazoa; Cnidaria; Anthozoa; Actiniaria; Edwardsiidae. The coding region runs from base 78 to 533 and encodes 151 amino acids. The transcript has 4 exons. Gene Ontology annotation, molecular function: sterol binding. Gene Ontology annotation, biological process: intracellular cholesterol transport. The record is from RefSeq and is a predicted model, not a curated record.